AUGGUUGGGAUAUGUGGAAUGGGCGGCAUAGGGAAGACAACCCUUGCCAAAGCAGUCUACAACAGAUUAUUAAAGCAGCACAAUGUUCGAGAGAACUGUUCCAGCUUUGAGAAGUGCAGCUUCCUUGCAAAUGUCCGCGAAGUAUCAAAGCAGCAUAAUGGAAAUGAAAUCCUUGUCUUGCUACUAGGAAGAGAUGUCAGAAUAAACAACAAGGACGAGGGCAUCACCAUGAUCAGAGAACGAAUUGGAGGCAUGAAAGUGCUUGUAGUUCUCGACGAUGUUGAUCAUAAAGACCAGCUCGAUGUGCUGGUCGGCGGCCGGUCAGGUUGGUUCAGUGGUGAAAGCAUAAUCAUUGUCACUUCUGUCAGCAUGCGUUUGAGCAACCCGAGCCAAAAUCAGGUUGGAGAGGUGAAUUGUCGGAGAAAGUUGUGUCAAUUGCUGGUGGGAUACCUCUGUGCCUCCAAGUAUUUGGGAGCCUCUUCUCUGACAUUGAAUCCAUUGAAGAAUGGGAGUCAAAGCUGGAGCAAGGUUGGUGCUCAAGCCAUGGGAAUUGAAGAAAAUGGCAUGGAAAGUGAAGAAAGAAUACGCAAUGCUCAUGUGGGAAGAGAGCAUCAUAGAGGAGUUUCUAGGUCCAAGUGUGACUCACUUGUGGCCUUUUCGUUACUUCCACCCCCAGGAGGGGAACUACUCGCAGGCGUUCACCAAUUGAAAGUCCUUAUUCUCAAGAAUUGCAAGAACCUCAAGAGCACCCCCGAUUUUAGGCUGAUUCCAAACGCAACCAAAUUGGUAUUUGAAGGGUGCGCCAAGCUGGGUCAAGUCCACGAAUCGAUCGGCGAUCUCCGAAGGUUGGUGCGCUUGAACUUGGGAGACUGCCAUUCUCUAAAGAAAAUACCUGAUAGCAUCUAUCGGCUAAGUUCUUUGGAGAAGCUCAUCCUGAGCGGGUGUUGGUCACUAGGGGAACUCCCAGAGGAGAUUGGCAGGUUGAUGUCUUUAAAGGUGUUCCAAUUAGGCCAAGGGUAUAUGCAAAGACUUCCACAGUCUGUUGGCCUGUUGACAAACCUGCAAGAGCUAGAAGUCAUGGCAUGCGUGCAUUUGAAGACCAUCCCAGACAUUCCAAAUUUGCAAGCUCUGCGAUAUUUAGGUCUGAGCGGAUCCCGCCAGCUGAUGGAUGUUCCUGGCCUUAGCAAAUUGAGAUGCUUAGAGUCCCUGCAACUCGACGGCUGUGAUGCACUAAGGGACUUGAAUGACAUGAUGAAGGAGUUCAAGUUCGAACAUUGCAAAAAUCUCAGCGUUCCUGGACAGCCGAUUAAUUCUUCCUGCUCCAAAUCCAUACGGGACUAUGGACAUGGUCGGUGA
Messenger RNA from Nymphaea colorata (pocket water lily), 1356 nucleotides. Its product is annotated as disease resistance protein Roq1-like. Lineage: Eukaryota; Viridiplantae; Streptophyta; Magnoliopsida; Nymphaeales; Nymphaeaceae. Gene Ontology annotation, molecular function: ADP binding; protein binding. Bases 1 to 1356 code for a protein of 451 amino acids. Gene Ontology annotation, biological process: defense response. The record is from RefSeq and is a predicted model, not a curated record. The transcript has 4 exons.